This is a messenger RNA of Lactuca virosa, 333 nucleotides long. Lineage: Eukaryota; Viridiplantae; Streptophyta; Magnoliopsida; Asterales; Asteraceae. The record is from the annotation of a GenBank genome assembly.
AUGAGCCGGAGAAAUGGUGGUGGCAGGGGUCCGACGCUUGACUUGAAACUGAAUCUUUCUCCUCCGAGAGCUCAUAGACCGAUGACAGAAUCACCAAACAGGUCAACGGGGACUAUGUCUCCUACAAGCUCUUGUUUGUCAUCUGAGUUCGUUCAAGAUGAGGCGGGCCUCCGCUACUCAACCAGUCCAGAGGCAACAUCUAUGAUGUUGGUCGGGUGCCCUCGGUGUCUUAUGUAUAUUAUGCUUUCUGAGGAUUACCCGAAGUGCCCUAAAUGCAAGAGCACUGUUUUGCUUGACGUUGUUCAUAACAACGUAAAUAAAACAAAAAAAUAG